Molecule: messenger RNA, 678 nt
Organism: Nanorana parkeri
Lineage: Eukaryota; Metazoa; Chordata; Amphibia; Anura; Dicroglossidae
Product: gastrula zinc finger protein XlCGF49.1-like
Exons: 1
Biological process (GO): central nervous system development; regulation of transcription by RNA polymerase II
Cellular component (GO): nucleus
Molecular function (GO): DNA-binding transcription factor activity, RNA polymerase II-specific; RNA polymerase II cis-regulatory region sequence-specific DNA binding
Source: RefSeq, a predicted model, not a curated record
CACAGUGUGGAUAGAGCAUGGGAUCCCUCUGACUCUGAGCAACCUCGUCCUGUGGGGGAUGGUGCCGGAAUUCAGGGGAAGAAGACAUUUUCCUGUUCUGAGUGUGGGGAAAGUUUUACCUCUGAAUCAGAUCUUUGUGUUCAUCUGAGUUCUCACAUGGGUGACAAGUCUUUUUACUGUUAUGAGUGUGGGGAAGGUUUUCUUCGUAAAUCAGACCUUGUCACACAUUACAGAUCUCACACGGGGGAAAAGCCAUAUUCCUGCCCUGAGUGCGGGAGAGGCUUUGCUCAAAAAUGUUAUCUUAUCCAUCAUCAGAGAAUACACACGGGGGAGAAGCCGUUUUCCUGCACCGAGUGCCAGAGAAGUUUUUCAAAAAAGUGCCAUCUUAUCAAACAUCAGAGAUCACACACAGGGGAGAAGCCAUAUUCCUGCUCCGAGUGCGGGAAAGCGUUUUCAGAUAAGUCCAAUUUUACUACACAUCAAAGAUCACACACAGGCGAGAAACCAUAUUCCUGCCCUGAGUGCGGUAAAUGUUUUACAGCAAGGGCCUAUCUUAAAACACAUAUGAGAUUACACACAGGCGAGAAGCCAUAUUACUGCCCUGAGUGUGGGAAAGGUUAUUCACGGAAAUCCUAUAUUUUCAGUCAUCAUUGUUUGCAGACGGAGGAGAAGCUGUAG